GCUAUUUGUGCUGUUUUUGACUGUUUUUUGGAGGGGAGACUGUGUCUGUGUGUGUGUGUGUGUGUGAGUGUGUGUGAGUGUGUGUGUGUGUGUGUGUGUGUGUGUGUGGGGCUGCUGGCAGUUUGAACAGUGCAGAGUCGAAACUCUGAAGUGGCUCGUGCAGUGACAGGCAGGCAGGCAGCGCGCGGCUCCCUCUCUGACAGAUCAUCUGCCUCGCGCUGCGCUGUGAUGGCUGGUCGGAGCCAGCGGGACAGACAGAGAGACAGACAGAUAGAGAGGCAGACAGCGGGCUGACAUGCCGCGCUGACACGGAGUCAUGUUGUAAAGCUGUAAUAACACUCGUGCAGAUGAAGGGCGAAUUAGGGUUUUUGUGAGAGCGGUGUGAAGGCGACCUAAAGCCCCGGCUGUGGUGCGCUGUUCCCGGGGAGGACAGUUGGCUGCUCGGCUCUUAAACGCGCUCUGAUUUAAUAGCUACAGUGUCAACACACAGCGCUGUCACACUAACUUUGCUGGCAGCAUGGCACCCUUAGCUUCAGUUUUUUUUGUAACUUCCGACGGUAAUUUGCUCCAAUGGAGCGCAAAAGGCUGCGCCGAACAAGCCCUUCUGUUACCGUAAUAUUGUAGCGGAAACAUUAGUGUUGAUGGGUGUGUGUGUGUGUGUGUGUGUGAGAGAGAGUGAGAGAGAGUGAGUGUGUGUGUGUGGUUUUUUUUUUUUCCACGGUAGAUAGAGGCUACAAGAAGACACGUCGUCGCACCAAGUUGUGUUUCCACUGUGACACCGAGGUAGCCCUCGUAACAAGUUGGUUUGAAGAGAUGCGCUCACAGUUGGCUUCCCUGCAAAGUGUUGCCUCAUUUCUGAGUUUCGGUCAGACCGUGUUUGUGCUCAGGGACAGCUGCAAUUACACUGCUGGGGCUCAUCAAAUAAAGAAAAACGUAAGGGGGAUAUUUGGGCUGACAGAAAUGAGCGUGCUUAGUAAACUUUUAAAAUUUCCUGACAACACUCCUGCUUGUUUGCCAGCACCUUCAGAUCAGAGGAUAUCAGUCUAUUUAGGCUGCAUUCUGUCCUGCUUCUAUUUUCGGACGUGUCCAGUUACAGACUUCAGUCUUCACAUUCAGUUAAAGAUACUGUCGCAAAUCCGCGUGCGUGUUAUUACAAAGCCAAUCUGCCUUGUCUUAAUUAAAUUAAAUUUUAACUGACCCAGAAAUGCGCUGCUAUAUUGGCAGAGGAAAGAGAAGGAAUACACAGAGCGCUGCUGGGCUGUCACAGGUUGGAUGAGAGCAAACAGGGGAAGGUGUUACUUGUGUAACCUUGCCAGCUGCACCGGCUUAUUUUGAAGAUUCAAUCAUGGCGAGGACAUCUUGCGGUUAACUUGACAAAAUGGCUUGCGCAGCAGACAGCUGCAUACAAUUCACACGCCAUGCAAGUGAUGUCCUGCUCAACCUGAACCGGCUGCGCAGCAGAGACAUCCUCACAGAUGUCACUAUCUUGGUUAACAGACAGCAGUUUCGUGCACACAAGACUGUUCUCAUGGCUUGCAGUGGGCUGUUUUACACCAUCUUUACCGACUCCCACAAGUGCAACCUUAAUGCAAUCAGUCUGGACCCAAAGGUGGAUCCAGAGGGCUUCGCCAUCCUGCUGGAGUUUAUGUACACCUCCCGUCUCACACUAAAGGAGAGUCUUAUUAUGGCGAUCAUGAACACAGCCAUCUACCUGCAGAUGGACCAUGUUGUGGACACCUGCCACAGAUUCAUCAAAUCCAGUGAUCCGACUGCCAAGCUGCCCAGAGAUGAGUUUUUGGUCAGUCCCUUGGUUUUACCUCAGGAUGUCCACGCGUACCGGCCCCAUGAUGUUGUUGAUAGUUUGCACAGCCGCGUAGGUCCGUUCAGGGAUGGGAGGCCCUACGGCUCAAACAUGUUCAAUGGGGUCAGCACCCCCAGCAACUACCAUCUCUACGGGCAGUUUCCCAUGCCAGGAUUCCCUUUCCCUCUCUGCAAGCUGACUGAUGCCAAAAACGCUUUUGCUGACCUCUCUAAGAGUGGUAUCCACCACAAGCAUUGUUCUCCGCAUGACAGCGCCAACAUCAUCAGGGCAGAAUACACCAGGGCGGUUGGCACCAGCUCCUCCAGCAUUAUUCACUCCACCACCUACGCUUCCAGGGAGGUAGGGAGAGACGAUGAGAUGCGGAAGGAGAGCCACGAGGGGGUCAGCCAGUCUAUCGCGCUCGGCACAAGGAAGCGUGCGUUUCCUGUGCUGACCCUCGAGCACCAGAGAGACUCGGGAAAAGAUCACGCUCCUCAGGCAGAGGAAGACCUGAUCCAUCAGCACUACCCCCUGGGAAUCUCCUCUGCUGGACGCAAGAGCCUCAUGAGCAGCCCGCAGAGCCCCCUCAAAUCGGACUGCCAGCCCAACUCCCCAACAGAGUCCAGCAGUAGCAAGAACGCCGGCCUCUCCCAAGCCGCUGCAGUGCAAGCUCCGCAAGGGACGCAGGACCCCAAAUCUCGCAACUGGAAGAAGUACAAGUUCAUCGUGCUGAAUCAGAGCGCUAAGGAGGACGAGGUGGGGCUGCGGGAUCCCGGGCUUCGGUCACCUCAGCGCCUUGGCCUGCAACCCUACCUCCACCCCAGCGACUCGGAGAACCUGGACCCACAAACCACGAGCAAGAGCAACGAUCACAGUGAGGACCUACCCGUGCCCCAGGCGAGUCGUCUCAACAACAUCAUUAACAGCGCACUGGAGGGGUCACUGAGGAACGGUGACAGCCACCCUCCGCACUACUUGAGCCGCCUCAACUGCUCGUCUUGUGGCACACCGUCCCCACAGCACUCAGAAGUGUGUCCCAACUCCUCCAGGUCCCGUCUAUCAGAGGACAUGGCAGAGCUGCACUCAGAAUACUCCGACUCCAGUUGUGAAAACGGCACAUUCUUCUGUAACGAAUGUGACUCCAAGUUUGCCGAGGAUGAAGCGCUGAAACAACACAUGCUUCAAGUGCACAGCGACAAGCCAUACAAGUGUGACCGCUGCCAGGCGGCUUUCCGCUACAAGGGCAACCUCGCCAGCCACAAGACCGUCCACACAGGAGAGAAGCCGUAUCGCUGUAAUAUCUGUGGUGCUCAGUUUAACAGACCAGCUAACCUCAAGACUCACACUCGCAUCCACUCAGGAGAGAAGCCAUACAAAUGUGAGACGUGUGGAGCUCGUUUUGUACAGGUUGCUCAUCUCCGCGCUCACGUGUUGAUCCACACGGGUGAGAAGCCAUAUCCGUGUGAGAUCUGUGGAACACGCUUCCGUCACCUGCAGACGCUGAAGAGCCACCUGCGCAUACACACGGGAGAAAAGCCCUACCAUUGUGAGAAAUGCAACUUGCACUUCCGCCACAAGAGUCAACUGCGGCUGCAUCUUCGACAGAAGCAUGGCGCCAUCACUAACACAAAGAUCCAGUACCGUAUGUCGACGGCGGACAUGCCCACUGACUUGACGAAGGCGUGCUGAGCUGGAAGAAGUGAACAGUUUUAAUGGAGGCAAUCUUGACCUUGGCAUUUAAAGACCCCAACUUGUACAAUCAUCCAAAAUUGUAGUGCCACACUGUGUUCAUUAGACAAAUAAAUUGGCUGCGUACGCCAUUCUAAACGGGUUUCCACUACAUGUGAACGUAGAGCCACUUAUGGCAUCUUAGUCACUUUAUUGUUUCUAUAUAGAUAUGAAUAUAUAUAUAUAUAUGUAUGUUGGGAGUGUUUCUAAGCUUUGAAGGUACGUAUAUAAAGCUUUAUUUUGUUGAGAAGGAUGGAAUGUAAACAAUCUGUUUUUUGAAAAUACAGUAUUUUAUAUCAGAGAACUUACUUUUCUGAAAGUGUUGAAAUUUUGAUUGACGGGUGGUACAUAUAUUUUAAGAUUACGAGAUUUGCGGCUGUAUAGAGUUGUCUAUACAUUUUUAUGUAGAUGUACGUACAUGUUGCACCAUGUCAAGUUGCCAUAUUCAUGUGAGGUGGGAGAAAAAAAAAACGACAUAGUAAUUGGAUUCAGUCAAAACAUAUCAGAUGACUGCUGCUGCUGUCUGAUGAGGUUAUGCAUGAGGUACUCUGCCAGUUGUCAGCGCACAUGAAGUGGGCAACUGCAUAAAUAUUGUGACAUAUUGUGUAAUUAUAUCUGUGGGAUUGCUCUCUGCUGGCAGAGCCAAUCUUAAGUGUUGAGAUGCAUUUCAAGGUACUGCUUUGUUAUGACCAAGAAAAUAUUUUGCUUCAAAUGUAUUUGUAUAGAUGUGACUUUUGUUUUUGUUCAUUUGUUUUCCAUAAGUGAAGGUUUACAGUUUUUGGUCAUUGUUCUAGCUCCUACAGUAAAGUUGUGUAAGUGUCAAGGUUUUUUGUUUGUACAUACACUGUGUAUUCAAUGUGCCUUUCUCUAUGGUGUCUGAAUUCCUCUCCAUUCAGCCCAGCUCCAUCAAGGUACAACUCAAGGACAACACCUGUCCUAACCCCCCUGUGUGUAUGUGAGUGUGUGUGUGUGCGAGUGAGCGUGUGUAUAUAUUUUUAAAUGCUUGUCACCAACCUUAAAACAUGCAAAUUCAUCAUUGUAAAUCUUCAGGACUUGUUUUUGGAUUGGGCUUUUUUAACUGCAUUAAAAUUAUUGUACAAUGUUAUAGAUGUAUGAAUGUAAAAUAAAGGUAUUGGAUUUCUA
Molecule: messenger RNA, 4672 nt
Organism: Epinephelus lanceolatus (giant grouper)
Lineage: Eukaryota; Metazoa; Chordata; Actinopteri; Perciformes; Serranidae
Gene: bcl6aa
Product: BCL6A transcription repressor a
Biological process (GO): regulation of transcription by RNA polymerase II
Cellular component (GO): nucleus
Molecular function (GO): DNA-binding transcription factor activity, RNA polymerase II-specific; protein binding
Source: RefSeq, a predicted model, not a curated record